GGUACAUUUUCCGAUGAGUAUAACCAAGGAUACGCAUUUUCCAAGUGACGAGGAGCUCACUGUUCCUCAGGAAAUCACUUUAUCAACUCCAUGGCUCAAAUCCAUCGCUCCCUAUAUGGCAAAACAUUGCGAAAAGGAGGCAAAUGAGUUCAUGCUUCGACGAAAGGAAGCCGAGGAUCCACGUGCCGUUUUGAAGGAGGGAGCCGCGCUGACCGCGUGUGGAGUCAAUUUUCUUCAAUCUUUGAAGCGUUCCUGCCUUCCACAGACUCAGAAGCUCGCCGAAUGUGUUGAUCAGAGCAGUGCCAAGCUUUACAUGUCAAAGUGCCAUGACGACCAGAAGGAGCUCGAUGCCUGCGUGGAAGCUAAUUUGAACUUGACGCGUCCAAAGCUUGGAUACUUCAGCAAACUUCAUGUCUAUGACUCGGCCACCGCGGCUCCAGAGGUGAAGCUCCGUGACUACAAGGCAGAAGCAGCUAAAGUGCUCAAUGAGCUUCCAGCCGACUAUCAUCUUCGCAAAGACUACCGUAAAUACAACGACUGGCGCUACAAUAUUACUGAAAGCUAGAUUUCUCUGAAAAAUUGGCCGUUUUUCUGCAAAUACCCUUCGUUUUCCCGUAGAGUUCUCUCCAAAUUCUCCUAUUUUUUUCUUGUUUUUUCCCGUUUUUUUUUCCAAAAAUUUAAAUUUUUUCAGCGAAUAAAAUGUAGAUUUUCUUU
Caenorhabditis elegans is the source of this 714-nucleotide messenger RNA. It is a transcript of the gene ndua-8, whose product is annotated as NADH dehydrogenase [ubiquinone] 1 alpha subcomplex subunit 8. The record is from RefSeq and is marked reviewed. Bases 14 to 565 code for a protein of 183 amino acids. Gene Ontology annotation, cellular component: mitochondrial inner membrane. NCBI's taxonomy places the organism in Eukaryota, Metazoa, Nematoda, Chromadorea, Rhabditida, Rhabditidae. The transcript has 4 exons. Gene Ontology annotation, biological process: mitochondrial electron transport, NADH to ubiquinone.